CAGCUAAAUAAACCUAAGAGCAGUUAAAAGACGAAGAAGAGCUAAAAGCUGAGUAGAAUAAUAGAGUUAAAAGCUGAAAAUGCUGACAUUUUAUUGUGAUCGGGAAAGUUUACAUAUGAGAAAGAUAUGAAAGUGUCGUAUACUUGUAAUCUUAAAAUGAUGUGAGCUUGAUUCAUUUAAAAACUAUUGACUUCUGUAUCAAUGGAGUUUCCACGUUUAACGAGUUAUCUCCGUGCAUUCAGUGACGUUGCUGCUCCGUGGGCUGGAAAUUAUAACUAUGAUCCAGAAUCAUUAAUAAAGAAACGAAAAGAGCUGAGAGAAUAUCAUGCGAAGUUUUCCUUGGAUAGAGUAAAAGAAUAUAUGUAUAAAAAUUCCACUCAUUAUUCUGCUGCUGAAAUUAAUGAGAAGUUUAUGGAAUUAAUGGACAUUGCUAAGAAACUAGCUGGGUCCGAGGCAAUAUCACCUUUGGUUCUGGAAGAGUUUAUCGUGUAUCUCAUCGAAGUUUUUCGCAAUUGCACGGCCAUAGGACACAAGGAGAAACUUCAGCUUCGAAGUAUGUUUGGCGUUGUUCGUCCUCCCCUCGACGCGAAGGCCUUCGACUGCGUCCAGAAAUUGAUGGGUUUUUUAGACUCUGACAUCAGGGAGAAGUAUCAGGAAUACGGUUUUGCGAAGAGUGAUAUUGGUUUGAUGGAAGAGGAAUUUGGAACAAAAAUAAAAUUCUUUCACCAAGUGCCCCUUGACGAAAGUUUCUUUGUGAUCCCUUUUAAACUUUCUCCGAUUGAAAAGAACCGCAAUGUGUUCAAUAGCUUGAGCUUUAAAUUCCAUUCCGUGGAACAUUCAGAAGAGCCACCAGAGUUGAGAAGAGUUAUACUUCCUCCUCAAAAGUUUGAUCGAUGCUGGCUGGAAAAUGUGCUAGAGAAGUCUCUUAGGACUACUAAUCUGUCGUCUACUGAGCUGGCAAUCUCAGUUUUUCAACUUCUAAAAUCAUCCAGGUCAAGUGAUGAACUACAGAAUGAACUCUUUGAUCUUCUUGGCUUUGAAUGUAUUGAACUUAUACAGACAAUUUUGCAUCAUAGGAGUGAAAUUAUUUCAACCAAAUCUCAUGAAGAAUCUUAUAACAAUGAGAAACAUCCUUCUUACACGACACAAGUUACUAUUCAGUCUGAAACAGAGAAAUUGCUAUGCAAGCAAAUUCGUAAGGAUGUAAGGAGGAUAAAUAAAGAAAAAAGUCGACAAACUGAUGACAACACGUUUAAUUUAGAUGCUCAGAAAUUAAAGCAACUACGGAUGGAGGCUUUGGUAGUGGAACAAACUACGCCCAUCUUUCGCCACAAGUCUUCAUCAUCCGCUUAUAACAACACAUCCAUGUUUCCAAAUGUUUAUGAUAGAUAUAGUGAGAUUCAGAUGAAUGCCUCUUUCAUUGGUGGAAAGCAGUUGAGAAUACCUUCUGAUGCUAAACAUGAUAAUAACUCAGUUUAUGAAGAGAUUGUUAUUCCAGCCACUGUAUCCAUAGCUAACCAAUUGCCUGUUGACCUUGUGCAGAUUUCAGCCUUAGAUGAAAUUGGCCAAAAGGCGUUUCAAAACAUCACGCAACUCAACUGUAUUCAGUCUAUGGUAUUCAAAACGGCUUACGACACAAAUGAGAACAUGCUUGUGUGUGCCCCGACUGGUGCCGGGAAGACCAACGUUGCCCUCCUGACUGUUGUUCACGAAAUCCGGCAGAACAUUCAAAAUGGAGAACUGCAAAGGAACAAGUUCAAAAUAGUUUAUGUUGCUCCAAUGAAAGCUUUAGCCGCUGAAAUGGUGAGAAAUUUUAGUGCUCGGCUUAAAGAUUUGAAUAUCGUUGUGAAGGAACUCACCGGUGAUAUGCAAUUGACGAAGACUGAAAUCAUGCAAACUCAGAUGCUUAUUACGACACCAGAGAAAUGGGAUGUUGUGACCAGAAAAUCAACUGGUGACAUAGCAUUGUCACAGUUGGUUAGGUUGCUUAUUCUAGAUGAAGUACAUUUGCUAGAUAGUGACAGAGGUCCUGUUUUAGAGGCUCUUGUGGCACGCACAAUAAGAUUGGUGGAAUCGCAGCAAUCCAUGAUUCGUAUAAUAGGUUUAUCUGCAACGCUGCCAAACUAUCUUGAUGUGGCAACGUUUUUACGAGUCAACCUCUCCAAAGGGCUCUAUUUCUUUGACGAUAGAUUCCGCCCAGUCCCCCUCUCGCCCACUUUCAUUGGAGUCAAAAACAGGCAUCCUCUGCAACAAGUUAAAGAUAUGGAUGAUAUAUGCUACAAAAAAGUGGCUGCUCUAGUUGAGAAACAUCAAGUGAUGGUGUUUGUUCAUGCUAGAAAUUCUACUGUGAGAACAGCUACUAUACUACGAGAUUUAGCUAUGAAAUAUAAUGAAGCACAUUUAUUUACUGAUAAAUUAGAUUCCUCAGAAUUUGCAGUAGCCAAAAAUAAUAUUUUUAAAUCCAGAAAUAAGCAAUUGCGAGAGCUCUUUGAAUAUGGUUUUGCUAUUCAUCAUGCUGGAAUGCUGAGAUCAGAUAGAAAUUUGGUUGAAAAAUACUUCCGUCAAAAACUGAUAAAAGUUCUCGUUUGCACUUCGACCCUAGCCUGGGGUGUUAAUUUGCCUGCCAGAGCUGUCAUCAUAAAGGGUACUGAAGUAUAUGACUCAAAACAGAGCAAUUUUGUUGACCUCAAUGUCUUAGAUGUGAUGCAGAUAUUUGGCAGAGCGGGUCGACCCCAGUACGACAAGAAGGGGGAGGGCAUCAUCAUCACAUCCCACGAUAAACUGUCUCACUAUCUAUCUAUGCUAACGAGGCAACAUCAAAUAGAGAGCAGAUUUGAAGAAAAGAUUCCCGAUAAUCUCAAUGCGGAGGUUGCACUAGGCACUGUGACAAGCAUUGAGGAGGGCAUUGAAUGGCUGAGUUACACUUACAUGCAUCAACGGAAAAUGGGAAAUCCUUUGGCUUAUGGUUUGAAACCAAAAGAUGUGAAGGAUGAUUACUUACUGAAAAAUCACAGAAGGAAACUCCUGGAGACUGCAGCCUUGAAGUUAGACAAAGCAGCCAUGAUUAGGUAUGAUAUGAAGAAUGGGUAUCUUCAUGUGAGUGACACGGGACGGACUGCCAGUCAUUUUUACAUUAAUGUGGAAACAAUAAUUCGAUUCAACAACAAACUGUUAACAAGUGAUGUUCCAUUUCUCUAUGACGGAGAAAUAUUUGGAUUGAUCUCUGAAGCUCAAGAGUUUGACCAGCUUAAGGUAAGAGAUGAUGAAUCAAAUGAGUUGGAUCAGUUGUUGCAUCAGUGUCCUCAUAAUGUUCCUCUGGGAUGUGAGAAUCGCGAAGGAAAAGUUAAUAUUCUGCUUCAGACUUAUCUUUCUAAAAUUUCGAUUGAGGGAUUCUCUCUUAUAUCGGAUCAGCAGUACGUCAUCCAAAAUUCAACUCGUAUUGCCAGAGCUUUAUUUGAAAUAAGUCUACGAAAAAGUUGGGCACUCCUCACCAGCGCUUUCCUUAAAAUCUCGAAAAUGUUAGAGAAGCAGAUGUGGAGCUCUGAUCCCCCAACAUUUCAGUCACCUCUGCAUCAGUUUCCUGAACUCAGUAGAGAUGUCUUGAAAAAAAUCGAUGUGGCGUGGGAACGCCAGCACAUGACUGUUGAAAGAAUGCUCGAAUUGGAACCUGAAGACAUAGGUAUCAUGACACGCUGUUUUCGAGAGAGGCACACUAUCAAGACUUGUCUGCAGUACAUACCCAAUUUGUUAAUCACUCCUGUUGUCCAGCCUAUUACAGACUGCAUACUUCGAAUAACUUUGAAUAUUGAACCUGAUUUUGUGUGGUCUGAUAAGCAUCAUGGUUCUGGAUCAGAAGCAUUCUGGAUAUGGAUUUGUGAUCCAGAUAGUGAUCGUAUUUAUCAUUUUGAGUACUUCAUACUGCCCCGAAAACAAGUGAAAUUUAAAGAAGCUCAAACAUUGGUGUUUACAAUUCCUCUGAGGAGAGAUGAGCAGCCUUCAUGUUAUAUAAUUCAUGCAGUCUCUGAUCGUUGGUUGGGAUCCAACAGGGAAUUUUCAUUUCCAUUUGAUAAUUUGAUCUUGCCUCAGCAUCGCCAAACACACACAGAGCUGUUAACACUGACACCUCUGCCCAAAUCUGUUCUUAAAAAUGAAAGGUAUGAGAGCCUGUAUAAGUUUGAUUAUUUUAAUCCUGUUCAGUCACAGAUAUUUCAUACUCUGUACUACACGGACAACAAUGUACUUCUUGGUGCUCCCACUGGUUCAGGAAAAACCAUAGCGGCUGAAAUCGCCAUGUUCCGGAUUUUCAAUGAAUAUCCAGCCUCAAAGGUUGUUUACAUUGCACCUCUUAAAGCUCUAGUUAGAGAAAGAAUUGAAGACUGGAGAGUUCGAUUUGGAGAAAAUCUUAAAAAAAGUGUUGUUGAGUUGACUGGAGAUGUGACACCUGAUGCAAAUGCUAUUGCCCGAGCAGACAUCAUUGUGACUACGCCAGAAAAAUGGGAUGGCGUCAGCAGAAGUUGGCAGACUAGAAAUUAUGUGAAAGCAGUUGCUCUCAUUGUCAUUGAUGAAAUUCAUUUGUUAGGCGAAGAUCGAGGACCCGUUCUCGAAGUCAUCGUGUCUCGGACCAAUUUCAUUUCUGCUCACACUGAAAGAAAGCUGAGGGUGGUCGGACUUUCGACAGCUCUGGCAAAUGCCUGUGACAUUGCAAAUUGGCUGGGAAUCAAGGAGAUAGGUUUGUACAAUUUCCGGUCAUCCGUGCGACCUGUACCACUGGAAAUCCACAUUUCUGGAUAUCAUGGAAAGCACUACUGCCCGAGAAUGGCCCUCAUGAAUAAGCCUACAUAUCAAGCUAUUAAAACCCAUUCUCCUGACAAACCAACUUUAGUAUUUGUCUCGUCGAGACGUCAAACUCGCCUCACUGCACUCGAUUUGAUCUCAUUUUUAGUAACUGAAGAAGAGCCUAGGCAGUGGUUGCAUGUCAAUUCAGAUCAUGAAAGCCAAUCGAUAAUAAGCCUUGUGCGAGAUCAGAAUUUGAAACUGACUAUUGCUUUUGGCAUUGGUCUCCAUCAUGCCGGCUUACAUGAAAAGGACAGAAAACUAGUGGAAGAACUCUUUUUAAACGGGAAGAUUCAAGUUUUAAUUGCAACAGCCACUUUAGCAUGGGGUAUUAAUUUGCCUGCACAUCUUGUGGUUAUCAAAGGAACAGAAUAUUUUGAUGGCAAAGUUCAGAGAUAUGUCGAUUUUCCUAUAACAGACGUGAUGCAGAUGGCAGGCAGAGCGGGACGUCCUCAAUUCGACACAACUGGAGUAGCCGUGGUCUUAGUUCAAGACAUCAAGAAAGGAUUCUAUCAGAAAUUUUUGCAUGAACCUUUUCCUGUUGAAUCAAGCCUGAUAGGUGUUUUGCCCGAACAUUUAAAUGCAGAAAUAGUUGCUGGCACUAUAAACUCUAAACAGCAGUGCUUAGAUUAUCUAACUUGGACUUAUUUCUUUCGAAGAUUGUUGAAAAAUCCCACGUUUUACAGGCUAGAAGAUGUUGAAGGUGAAAAGAUCAAUAGUUUUUUGUCAAGUUUAAUAAACCACUGCCUGAAGGUGCUGUCAGACGCAAAGUGUGUUGUUAUAGAUGAUGAUGAAAGAACAGUCUCCCCCACAGUGUUGGGAAAAAUAGCAUCUUAUUACUAUUUGAACCAUAAGACAAUAAUGGUGUUUACGCAACAAAUACAUAAAGAGGCUACCAUUGAAGAAAUGCUUCAAAUCAUGUGUGAUACUCAUGAAUAUAAUGAACUUCCUGUGCGCCACAAUGAAGAUGCACUGAAUAUGCAAUGAUAGAUGUAUCCUCUGAUAAAGGAUGGUUGGGACCGACUCUUCUCUCGAUGUUACUCUUGCAAAUGGUCAUGCAGGGUCGUUGGCAUAGGGACAACACUCUCCUCACGCUCCCUUUUGUUGAAAAGCAGCACUUGUCUUGCUUCAGAUUCAGCUCUGAAAAGAAGAGUGAGACAGAAAAAAUGUUGAUUGAUUGUUUGCCUUUGUUGAUUCACAAAGUAACUAAUAAAUAUGAAGUGUUGGCAACUGUUUUGCGAGAUGAAUUUGAGGAAAGCCAAAUCAAUGAGAUUUAUUCAACACUGAUGGAUUUACCUGUGAUUAGCGUUUCAGCAUGUGUGAACGGCUGGUGGGAAGAUUCAAAUGUCAAAGAAGCGAAACAGCUUAAAUUUCAAAACAAUCGAGGAGCUUUGCCAGAUGGGAUAGAGGUGCAUGCUGAUCAAGAAUAUGUGCUGAAUAUCUCUCUGAAACGUGUGAGCAGGCGUCGAAAUGACAGGAAAGCCAAAGCACCUAAAUUUCCAAAGCAAAAAGAAGAAGGAUGGUUUCUUGUUCUUGGAAAUAUUGAAACAAAAGAGCUUAUUGCUAUGAAGAGAGUAGGAUACAUUGGACAACCAUCCUCACAUCAGUUGAUGUUCUACACUCCUGAUUCUGUUGGAGUGGUGUCUUAUAAGUUGUAUAUAAUAAGUGACAGCUACCUGGGACUGGAUCAGGAAUAUGAUAUGCGCCUUAAUGUCAUUGAAUCGAGCAUCAAAGCUCAAAUAAACACUGAACUCUCCAGCUCAGAUGAGGACGACGAUUCUUAAGAAUGUUACCAGAAACUAAAUAAAUAUUUAUAUUUUGUGGUA
Parasteatoda tepidariorum (common house spider) is the source of this 6659-nucleotide messenger RNA. RefSeq names its product activating signal cointegrator 1 complex subunit obelus (gene obe). NCBI's taxonomy places the organism in Eukaryota, Metazoa, Arthropoda, Arachnida, Araneae, Theridiidae. Gene Ontology annotation, molecular function: ATP binding; ATP hydrolysis activity; nucleic acid binding. The record is from RefSeq and is a predicted model, not a curated record.